Molecule: messenger RNA, 1839 nt
Organism: Metarhizium brunneum ARSEF 3297
Lineage: Eukaryota; Fungi; Ascomycota; Sordariomycetes; Hypocreales; Clavicipitaceae
Biological process (GO): endosome to lysosome transport; early endosome to late endosome transport; protein targeting to lysosome
Cellular component (GO): extrinsic component of endosome membrane; late endosome; early endosome
Molecular function (GO): phosphatidylinositol binding
Source: RefSeq, a predicted model, not a curated record
AUGCAGCUCGAGCCUGCGACCCCAUACGCGACCCAACUUAACCUCAACGUCAGGCCAUGGCAACAACAUCUUGGGCGACCAACGACUUUGCGACCGCUGCUCCAAGACAUCACCGCCUCCAGCCGCGUCUCCGAGUGUCAUGCCGCUUCGGCGCAGCCCGAGUUGGCCAUGACAACCACGUCAGCUACUCCGGAGGCCUCGAAAGCUCGGACUGGCGCUUUGCGACAUAAGCCUACCGCCUCGAAUGCUUCCAGAGCCGCGAUGCCGACAAACCGCCGCCUCAACCGUGCAUCUACGGUUGAUCCGUUGUCUGACCGAGCAACUCAGGCGCUCAUCCGCAAAGUGCUUCUACCGCAAGAGUCGGGCGACAAGGGUCGAGAUUCGCAAACGCCAAUAGAAGAGCUCUUGCCGCCCCUCACGAGCCGCAACGACGUCGAUCUACAACUCUACGCCUUUCUCGCCAUUAUACUACGAGAGUUUGUACAGAGUUGGUACAAUAGGAUCACGCCGGAUGAAAGCCUUGUUGCUGAGAUUCUCCAUGUCAUUGCGCAUUGCACGCGAGCCUUGGAGCAGCGGCUACGCAAGUUAGAUUUGGAGAGUUUGCUCUUACAUGAGAUUCCCGAGAUGCUAGACAAACAUAUCACAACGUAUCGCUCUACACAUCCGGAAUCUCCCACAUUUCAAUCAACCUUCGUUAAUGGCCGGGAGGCAUAUCACGCUCUCUGGCCACUGCCACUCUUGUCACCUGUUCCAAUUUCCGGCGACCCCAUAACAACCUCUAAGCAGCUCAGGAACGAAGCUGCAUAUCGGCAGCUACUAGUACAGGCCGUUCUCACCGUUCUGCUCCCGACGGAGGACUUGGAGAAUCCUUGUCUAACAGCACUAGUUGAGCAGAUUUUCUCUGAGCUGAUUAUUGGAAAUGCUAUAGCAAACAAGGCGGUCCAGCCGUGGCUGCUGUUCGAAGCCAUUUGCAUUGUUGAGCGCGUCUUGACCGACAAGAGGUGGGAAAGCAAUGGCCUGAAGGCCUCAGGAGUAAAAAUUCACCUCGGAAGUCCCCGCAGCUGGUCUGUCCAAGGAUUCUUCGUCUCGAUUAUUCAAUUUGCGCUUAUAUCGAUGUCUGCAAUCCGAUUCGCCUUCAACUUGAUAACAAUGUCGUCAUCACUGCCACCUCGAGGCCCAGUGGUCUCCGACAAGAAGCUGGCGCCAGAGGUUUCAGUCGCCAAGGGAAACACAUCACAAGACACCCAGUCCACACCGCCCAAAGUACCAGUGCUGUCAUUCAGCGCAUGGGGCUGUUUAGGCAAUGUGAUUGAACUACAGAGAAGAAUGCCCUGGCUCGGCGGCUUUUUCUCUCUCCUCCAGCUCGGAGUGAUUCAUGGGCCGGGCCGCGUGGCAAGGCUUGACGGCGUCCUGGACAGGUUCCUCUCGCAUCGCAUCCAAUUGCUCUUCUCGGCAUCCCAUCUUCCCCCCGUCCUUCAGAUGCUUCGGGGCGUGCUGUUCCCCAACAAUGCGCCAGGAUCUUCGUCCCUACUCCCACCUUCCUCGGAUAGAGAGCUAUAUGCGCUUCGUAGAAGGGCUGCCAGGGCCCUCUGGAACAUGGCUCCUCAGAGUGUCAGCCGCCUAUACUUUGGCGGUGGUCUAGGCGCAGCCAUGGGCCAAUUAGCUGAGGCUGAGGAGGAGGAAAUGGUGGACGAGUUGGAAGGGUUGUUGGGUGUGCUGGGUGACGAGUACUGUAACAAGCACUUGGUGUAUAGUGUCUUGGAGCUCAUUCUAGUGCGGUUGAUGCCGGAGUUGUGUGAUAAUGGUGUUGACGACCUUUUACAUGAAAGAUUGGGGUGA